Messenger RNA from Trichoderma atroviride IMI 206040, 1010 nucleotides. RefSeq lists its product as uncharacterized. Lineage: Eukaryota; Fungi; Ascomycota; Sordariomycetes; Hypocreales; Hypocreaceae. The record is from RefSeq and is a predicted model, not a curated record.
AUGGCCGACUUAAUCAUCUAUGGCGCCACUGGAUACACUGGUCGACUUGCGUCCGGAUUUGCCAAGUCUUACAAUCUCCAGUUCACUGUGGCUGGAAGAUCCGAGAAUAAGCUCAAAGCCCUUGCUGCUACUCUCGACGUCGAGUAUCGCGUAUUUGCAGUUGACGACCCUCUGGCUGUCGACGCUGGCCUACACGGGGCGCGGGUUCUUCUGAACUGUUCCGGACCGUUUUUGCACACGGCUGAGCCACUCAUUGAGGCAUGCAUUCGCAAUGGGAUCCAUUAUCUGGAUAUCGCCGCCGAACUGGACAGCUAUCAACUCUCUGAAAAGAAGCAUGAAGAAGCACGGCAGGCCAACGUUAUGCUCUUGCCAGGUUGUGGUGGUAGCGUUGCUAUGCUGGGCUGCCUUACUCAGUACAUCAUUGAGAAUGUAGCCAAUCCAGUCAGUAUCGAUAUUGCCCUCCACAUCGCCGGUCCCAUGUCUCGAGGUUCGGCUAUCAGUGCAGCAGAGAACUUGACAUCAAAGUGCCUCAGGCGGCUGGAUGGAAAGCUGGUGGACCAGGAUCGUGGGCAAAACAUGGACUUUGAUUUUGAUGAUGGCAGAGGCGCUGUGUCCUGUUUUCCGUCAACUUUGCCCGACGUCAUCGCAAUAUGGCGAUCCACCAAUAUUCCGAACAUCAGAACAUUUGUCCACGCCGCAGGAAAUGCUUUGCCCACUGGCAAUAUUGAUUCCAUGGCAGAGGGUCCAACGGCCAAGCAAAGAGAGGCCAACCCAUAUCAUGUUGCCGCCACUGUAACUGCAUCGGAUGGCUCAAUUACUCGUGCUGUCCUUCACACUGUCAAUGGCUACACAUUUACACCGCUUGCUUCUGUGGAAGCGACGAGGCGAGUGCUGAUGGGAGAGAUGCAGGCGGGAUUUCAGACGCCCUCCAAUCUUUUUGGUUAUCGCUUCGUAGCAGUAAUAGCCGGAACAGCCUUUCGAGAUCUUUGAGCGCGUUAAUCUACCGAGGC